Molecule: messenger RNA, 1803 nt
Organism: Calliphora vicina (urban bluebottle blowfly)
Lineage: Eukaryota; Metazoa; Arthropoda; Insecta; Diptera; Calliphoridae
Gene: Larp7
Product: La related protein 7
Exons: 2
Coding region: 41-1774 (577 amino acids)
Biological process (GO): RNA processing
Cellular component (GO): ribonucleoprotein complex; nucleus
Molecular function (GO): RNA binding
Source: RefSeq, a predicted model, not a curated record
CUAUAAGUUUAUUGUUUUGAUAAUUUCCCAUCUAACAAAAAUGGGUACAAAAAAUAAACACAAAAAGAGUGCAAAACAAAAGGAAACAAGUAUAGAAGAGGAAAAUAAAGAUGUGGAUGUUCCAAUUGUUGAUAUUCCUGAAGCGGCGCAACCGGCCGAUGUGACCAUGCCGGAUCAGCUGGAUUUAGAAGGCGAGCAGAAAAAGAGCUAUAGGAAACGCAAAAAGCAUUACUACAAUGCUAUACGGGCGCAAAUGGAAUUUUACUUUGGUGAUGCCAAUCUGACUAAAGAUCGUUUUUUAAAACAGCAACUCGAUAAAGAUCCAUAUGUUCCCUUAGAGAUUUUCAUGACUUUCAAUAAAAUGAAAGCUUUGACAUCAAAAGUCGAGGAUAUUGCGAAAUCAUUAAGUAAUUCUCAGCUGCUGGAGUUGGACGAAACCGAGCAAAAGGUGAAGCGUAAAAUACCUUUAGCGGAAAAUCGUAAUGUUGAUGAGAAAACUUUAUAUGUGGAGGCUUUGCCAUCAACUGCGGAUCAUGAAUGGGUGAGACAAAUUUUUGAGAGAUUUGGCAAAGUUGCCUAUAUAUCCCUGCCAAAAUACAACAAAUCGCGCAAAAUUAAAGAGUUUGGCUUUGUGGAAUUUGAAAAGGAAGAUAGCGUUAGUAAGGCGAUUAAAUCGUUCAAAGAGUUUAAUGGUGUACUGUGCAUGCAAGAAAAAGAUCCAUCCGAUUUGACCAGUGUAAAAUCAUACAUUAAAGAACAGUCUGGCGAAAAGGAAGAGUUAGAGGAAGCAGUUGCUGUGGACAGCAGGAAAAGAACUAAAAACGAAGAAAUUAAGGAUGAAACAGAGCCAAAAAUUAAGAAAUGCAAAACAGAAACGCAAGAUGAAUCGGAAGAAACUUCGAAUACCGAAAACGCAGCGACAUCUCAAUCUGAAUGCGAGACAAUGGCCGAGGGCACAGAAGGGAAAACAGACGAGAGCCUUAAGAAAAAGAAACGCAAAAGGAAAAAGAAAUCGAAAACAACUGAAACACUAAAACGUAAAGCUGAACUCAAUACUGAUGUAGCAUAUUAUGAGUUGAAAAUAUUGCCGAAAAAAGAUUGGAAGCGUCUACGCAACAAAUACCUAAAUCUUCAGCGGGAAAAAGUGACCGAAUUAAAACGUAAAGCUUGGCGUGAACAACAAGAAUUAAAACAACAACAGAAGGAAGCUGCAGUGACGGAAGAUAAUUCUUUACUACCGGCCAGCCAGCAGGAACAAAAGAAGAAUUCUAAAACUAAUGCUAAACACAAAUUGCAGAAGAUGAAUAUGAAUUUCUAUGGAGCUGCUGAAGAAGAGCCUCCAACAAAAGUAAGCAUUAGCGAAAAACUUCCCCAACAAAACCCCGCCUUAGAAAGAGCACCCUUAUUUACCUACGAACCGGGUCUUAUAGUAGAAGUUACCUUUCUGGAGCCUUGUGUUAAUAUUAAGGAAUUUAAAGCCGAUAUGCGUCAAUAUAGCUCUGUGAAAUAUGUUGAUAUUAAAGAGGGUGCUAUGCAGGCCUAUCUACGACUGGAGUCUCCCAAAAAAGCCAUCGAAUUUGUUCAACAAAUCAGCUGUGCUGAAUAUCAAUGCAAAAUUUUAAGUGAUGAAGUUGAAUCAAACUACUGGCAAAAAAUCGAAAAAGAUCGAGAGCAAAAACUCAAUAAACAAGUGAAAAUUCCACAGAAAAGAGGUAGGGAGAAAGUUAAAAAGUUGAUAACUAAACAUAUACGUUUUGGAGAUGAUGAUGAGUGAAAUAAAAGUUGUGAGUAAUGAAGCUGAAA